This is a messenger RNA of Lolium rigidum, 1868 nucleotides long. Its product is annotated as cyclin-A2-1-like. Gene Ontology annotation, molecular function: cyclin-dependent protein serine/threonine kinase regulator activity. The transcript is spliced from 12 exons. Gene Ontology annotation, cellular component: cyclin-dependent protein kinase holoenzyme complex; nucleus; cytoplasm. Gene Ontology annotation, biological process: regulation of cyclin-dependent protein serine/threonine kinase activity; mitotic cell cycle phase transition. The record is from RefSeq and is a predicted model, not a curated record. Bases 60 to 1553 code for a protein of 497 amino acids. NCBI's taxonomy places the organism in Eukaryota, Viridiplantae, Streptophyta, Magnoliopsida, Poales, Poaceae.
CCUCGGCAGAUCGACGCGGGUGGCGACCCUCUCGCCCGGCCCUCCCGAGCCCGGUUGUCAUGGCCGCAAGAAAGGAUAAUCCAGUCCUUAUUGCUUGCCAAGCACCCAGUGGCCGUGUCACCCGAGCUCAAGCUGCUAAUAACCGUGGAAGGUUUGGAGCGGCUCACCCUGCACCAGUACCUGUGAGAAAACCGCCGGCAAAAACAAAUGCGAAAAGGGGAGCUUUGGAUGAGAAUGCUUGUGCAAGUGCUGUAACAUCAGCUCCACAGCCUAAAAGGCGAGCAGUGCUCAGGGAUGUGACAAACAUAAGCUGUACAAACUCAUACAAAAGUUGCACUGCUGCGACUAAGCUGCAGUCAAAGCCCACCCAAAAGGUGGCACGAAUGCCGAACAAAAACAAGCAGUGUGCAAAGAAGGCUCCUAAACCACCCCUUCCUGCUGUUAGUGAAGCUUCAUUUGUUAAUGAUUCUGAGGAAGCUCAGAAGGGAGAGCUUUUUGCACCAAAAGAGGAGCCCACUGCUUUGCUCGAAAUUAAGGGGUCAUUGUCAUUACAAAAUAUUGAAUGGAACAGGUUGAGUGGGUUUCAUGAGGCAUUCUUUCAGGGAAGGAACACAAGGGAUAAAUCUGAAACUGCGGACUCAAAGAAUGGGAACUAUGCUGGUUUAAAUAUUAUAGAUAUUGACAAAGAUAAUGGAAAUCCACAAAUGUGUGCUUCCUACGUUGCAGAGAUAUACACAAACUUAAUGGCCUCAGAGCUUAUAAGAAGACCUAAAUCAAAUUACAUGGAGACUUUGCAAAAGGACAUUACAAAGGGGAUGCGAGGGAUUCUGAUUGAUUGGCUUGUUGAGGUUUCCGAAGAAUAUAAGCUCGUGCCAGACACGCUGUACCUCACUGUAUAUCUUAUUGAUAUAUUUCUCUCCCGGAAAUAUAUUGAGAGACAAAAACUUCAACUUCUUGGGAUAACUAGCAUGCUCAUUGCCUCGAAAUAUGAAGAGAUCUGUGCACCUCGUGUUGAAGAAUUUUGUUUCAUAACUGAUAAUACAUAUACAAAAGCUGAGGUGCUGAAAAUGGAGUGCCAAGUCCUUAAUGAUCUAGGAUUUCAUCUUUCUGUUCCUACAACAAAAACAUUUCUCAGGAGAUUCCUUAGAGCAGCACAGGCUUCUCACAAAGCUCCUUCUGUAACUUUGGGUUAUCUGGCCAAUUAUCUUGCGGAGUUGACUUUGACCGAUUACAGUUUCCUGAGAUUUCUCCCUUCAGUGGUGGCAGCUUCUGCAGUCUUUCUUGCAAGAUGGACACUUGACCAAUCAGACCUUCCAUGGAACUAUACUCUGGAGCAUUACACCUCAUACAAAAGUUCUGAUAUUCAAAUGUGCGUAUGCGCUCUACGGGAACUGCAGCGCAACACCAGUGGAUGCCCUCUCAAUGCUAUACGUGAAAAGUAUAGGCAUGAAAAGUUUGAAGGUGUAGCCAACAUGCUGUCGCCGGAACUGAGUCAGUCGCUCUUUAGUAUACAAGCUAACGACAUCAAUCCCCUGCUGAUUGACAACUAUUAGCAGCAUCAAUCUCCUGACAAUUGUGUCGCCCAUAUUUCGAAGUUCUUGUAGCACCGCUCCGAUCCCAUUCAAUCCCCUUGAUCUGGUUGUGUUGUGUUGUCCCCCGAGCUGGUGUUGUUUUUCUGACCUUUUUCGAGUCGUGCAGUAGUACGUGAUGACUCGCAUAAAUAUUGUUUGGCUUGUAGGCUUCUGAUGCCUUGUAUGAUGGCCCUAUCUGUAUAAUAACCCAGUGCUGCUUGAUUUAACGUAGAUUGUGUCGGAAUGAUUAUUUUUCAGAGUGUAGUGCAAUGCUCUUAAGAUUGAAAGAGCACUAGA